CAACAGAUUAUAUCAAUCCACGACAAAGCUGUUUUGUAUUCCUGCAGUUUAAUCUCACAAAAAGAUCAUUCAAUAUCUUUUCUCCCCAAAAAAAUCUAGGCCCAACUUUCAGACCUUCAGAUCAGUUGGGGGAUUAGCUGAGGAGCUCGACUCAACUAUCGGAGAUGUGGUUCACUACUGCAACAGCAAGUUGUUCGGCAAUGAAGUGAUUCUCAUGCUAAGAUCGAUUUUGAAGAACCUGUGGUUGCAUCGGAGCUGAUUGUCAUAAAUUCAAACCGGUUGAGGAGAUUAGCCGAGAAAAUAAUGUCAAACCGAGAAUUACCAGAUGAAGAUCCAAGUGAUUCACCAUCAAUCUCUCCUCCCUCGAGCAAUGAUGUUGUGGUUGGUUUUGAUGAAGACAUAGUACAAAUGAUGGACCGGCUAACUUACCAAUUUUCCUACCUACAAAUCCUCCCUAUUGUUGGAAUGGGAGGCAUUGGUAAGUCCAAACUUGCUAAAUCUAUUUAUCAUAAUCCAUUCAUCAUAAAGCAUUUUGAUAUUCGAGCUUGGGUCACAAUAUCACAAGAUUAUUGUAUAGCAAGUAUUCUCUCCAAAUUACUAGCUUCAGUAAAAGGAAAAGAUGAUCGAGGUGGAAGGGAUUCGUUGAAAGGAAUUGAACAAGUGAAGGUUGAAAUAUACCAAAUCUUAUGUGGGAGGAGGUUUCUCAUAGUACUGGAUGACGUGUGGAGUGUAAAAGCAUGGUAUCAAGUACAGAUACUAUUUCCUGAGAAUCGUAAUGGGAGCCGGAUCAUAUUAACCACAAGGCUAAUGGAUGUGGCUACUUAUACUGCCCCUCUCAGCCCCAUUCAUAUGAUGCGUUUCUUGGAUGACAAACAAAGUUGGCGUUUGUUUCAACACAAGGUUUUCGGAAAUCAAGAUUGUCCUCUUGAGCUACAAAGUGUUGGGGAAAAAAUUGUAAAAGGAUGUGGAGGAUUGCCCCUCUCAAUCGUUACUGUGGCAAGACUUCUGUCCGGGAUUCCUAGAACUCCAAAGAUGUGGCUGCAAAUUGAGAGAAAUGAUGGGCAGUUGGAAACAGUAUUAUCUUUUAGUUACUACCACUUGCCUCCACAUUUGAGGGAGUGUUUCUUGUAUAUGGCAGGCUUCCCUGAAAAUUAUGAGAUCCGUGUCUCUGAACUCAUCAGACUUUGGGUAGCUGAGGGCUUUUUGAAACGUCAAAAUGAAUCUAAAAGCAUAGAAAUGGCGGCAAAGGAGUGCCUGGAGGAUCUGAUCAAGCAAAGUCUAGUUUUGGUCACUAGCCGAAAAAGUGAUGGCAGAACCAAAACUUGCAGGUUGCAUAGCAUGGUGCGGGACUUUUGUAUGAGACAGGCCGGGCAAGAGAAAUUCCUUCUUCCUGUUAUGGACUACUUCCCUAAUCCUAUUUUAAGAAGGCAUUUUCUUCCACAAGUCCUCCAAAAUCACCUCCGUGUAAGUGUUAGUUUGUUUGAUCUACAUCUUAAAGACUAUACGCAUAGCUUAUGCACCACUUCUAUUAUAUGCAUCCCGCACAGAGGGUAUAGGCCCAAGGACUCUGUACAGAACUUUACCUCACUUAGGGUACUUCACGUUUUACGUAGAAAUGAUCAUUCAUAUUGGGAGCUAGGUCAAGUGUUUGAUUUGAUUGAUCUCACUUACCUUGCUUCCAACAUUCCGGAGAGUAUUGUCCCUCCAACUAUAGCAAAGCUUCAGAAUCUGCAGACUUUAAUUAUUUAUAGAUCUGAUGUUCAUUUGCCUGAGGAAAUUUGGAGUCUGAGGCAGUUGAGGCAUCUCAUUGCCUUCUCAUUUCAACCUUUACCCCUUCCCAAAAGAGAAAAUCUUUCUUUAGGAAACUUGCAAACGCUUUCAAUGGCAACAAACUUUGUGUGUAGUGAAAAGAUUGUGGAAAUGAUUCCCAACAUAAAAAAGUUGGAAAUAUGUUACUAUGAAGACAAGUUUGGUGAGGGUUAUCGUAUUGACAAUCUUAUGCAUUUGCUUCGACUUGAGAAGCUGAAAUUAGAGAUGCAUUGUUCAUUUGUGCCUUGUCUAAAUCCUAUAUUUCCUCUGUCCCUGAAAAAGUUAGAAUUGAGUGGCGGGUGGAUUUCUUGGAGAGAUAUGACAAUUGUUGGUUCGUUGCCAAAUCUUCAAGUGUUGAAACUAAAGAAGUAUGCUUGCUAUGGGGAACAAUGGGAAACCACUGAGGGGGAAUUUCGUAUGUUGAGACAUCUGCUUAUUAAUGAAUCAAAUCUCAAGUGUUGGACAACUGAAUAUAGCCACUUUCCAAGGCUCCGGUGCCUAAUGCUUCGUCGGUGUGCAUACUUGGAUGAGAUUCCAAUUGAUAUUGUAGAGAUUCCGACACUUGUACUGAUUGAUAUCGAUGAUCAUAACCCAUCCCUUUUGUACUCGGCAAAAAUUAUACAAGAGGAGCAAUGGAUGACCUAAAAGUUGUUGUGAAGCGUUCUUGAUCUUCGUUCAAACUUGACUGUGUGCUUCAUAUCAGAUGAUGCAUCCUGCUAUCAGGUAAAAGGAUCAAUAAGCUUUUAUAGUAGGUGAGGGGAAAAACGAAUAAAUUGGUUGAAUUUUUAGUUGGUGGUAU
Molecule: messenger RNA, 2608 nt
Organism: Salvia hispanica
Lineage: Eukaryota; Viridiplantae; Streptophyta; Magnoliopsida; Lamiales; Lamiaceae
Source: RefSeq, a predicted model, not a curated record